Pestalotiopsis fici W106-1 is the source of this 1509-nucleotide messenger RNA. RefSeq lists its product as uncharacterized. The record is from RefSeq and is a predicted model, not a curated record. The transcript is spliced from 6 exons. Gene Ontology annotation, biological process: DNA-templated transcription. NCBI's taxonomy places the organism in Eukaryota, Fungi, Ascomycota, Sordariomycetes, Amphisphaeriales, Sporocadaceae. Bases 1 to 1509 code for a protein of 502 amino acids. Gene Ontology annotation, molecular function: DNA binding; zinc ion binding.
AUGUCUACCGCACCAUGUGUACUCCCGCCGGAUGAGGCUGCCGGCUACAUCAAGGCGUACUUUGAAUGUGUACAUCCUCUUUAUCCUUUUCUCGACCGACGAGAGUUUGAGAGGAAAGCCGCCCUUCCAAAUUUGAUCGAGGUUCUGGCAGAGCAACCAGCAUUUUCUGCUCUGUAUCAUGCAGUUCUCGCGAUUGGCUGCCAGAAUAUCGCCGAUGUCUCUUUUGACCCUGGAGUGGGAAGAUCGUGGCAGAUCUUUCGAGUCUCCUUGGCAAUAUUGCCACGAAUCUUGACUCAUCCCGACUCGGAACCGGAUCUACAGGCGGUCACUGCCAUGGCCAUCUUUGGAAUGAAUAUCCCCGGCAUGCAAGUAGAUGAGUUGUUCAUUGAAGCAGUGCGCAAAGCGGCCCGAAUUGGGUGCCAUCGAGUCAUCAAAAGACGUGGCUUGGAUCCUGUCUCCUGCUAUAAAACCUUUUGGGUCAUUUAUAUCUUGGAACGCAUGCUCUGUUUCGUCUUCGGUCUAAGCCCGUUGCUCUCCGACUAUGAUAUCGGCUGUCCUCUACCCGAGACACCCGAAUCGAAUGUAGACGGCGUCAACUUCUUCCUCAUAGCUGUGAGGUGCGGGAGAAUCAUGUCGAAAGCGUAUCAAACGCUGUUCUCGGUCAGUGCCACGAUGAAAACUACGGAGCAGUAUUUCGCGGCCAUUGAUGCCAUUAAGAGCGACCUGAGCCGGUGGAACUACUCGAUACCAGCCAAGUUUCGACCUGGUAUGCCGUUUCAUUCUGGAAAUGGGUGGGAGACCCUCUCGUUUCUCAGGAUACAUUACAUGUAUCACGCUCUCAACAUCUCCCUUUGCCGGCUGGAGUUGCACGUUGGCGUCGACCAGAGUACCCAGCGCAUGAAUGACACGCGGAAGCAACUCAUGAACACGGCGCGGACGGUUCUAGAUCUAACGACAUUUAUUGAGCUCAAACCUUCAACGCCAAUGUGGAUAAUGUGUGCCAUUCCGGCGUCGGCAAUGCUCAUCCUCUUCGACUUUGUUAUCCACAACCCCACCCAUAUCGAGACGGACACGAAUUUGAAGCUCUUGGAUACGGCAGCCGGCUUUUUUGGGCGGCUACAAUACGCGACUGGCGGUUCGUUUCCGUCCAUGAUCAUGUCCGGCUUUGCCCACAUUGCAAGCGAUUAUGUACGCCGGUCACGUGCUGCAAACGGCUCUUCUGUUGCGGCUUCUGCUACAGCAAGGUCAUCAGGCACGCCAGGGAACCAACCAAUCGCGCCACAAUUGACCGCAUCCAUGCCUCCGUCGAUCCCCAACUUUGCGGCCAGCACGGGCAACGUCAACUUGAAUGGACUGCCGCCCAAGGAGUCAGCACCAAGCCUGGACGUUUACAGCUCUUCAGGACCACUAUUUUAUCCCAUCGAGGAGGGCGAUUAUACCAUGAACGACGACCUCUUUGCAGGAUUCAAUUUUGCGAAUUUCUUUGAGCCUGUGAUUCCCGAGUUCUAG